Molecule: messenger RNA, 1266 nt
Organism: Medioppia subpectinata
Lineage: Eukaryota; Metazoa; Arthropoda; Arachnida; Sarcoptiformes; Oppiidae
Source: the annotation of a GenBank genome assembly
GCCAACUCUCAAUAAUAUAAACAAAUAGUUUUUGAAUGACUUUUAAUUGAAUUUAUUUUUGAGUUUUUGGAUUCAAAACAAAUCGAUUUGUAUUUCUGGCCUCAAAACGAGUGAAUCAUUGGUUUUGAUGAUAUUUAUUGAGUGAAGAGUUGUGUAGAGAAAAGCGAUUCAAAUAUAGUGUGCAAAAUGUUGUCUAAAAGAGUAUUUCAGUCAUUGUUUGUGAAACACAAUCAAUAUUUCAUAAAAACGCAAACAAUUACUAAAUUGAAUAAAAUUGAGAUCCGUCGCUUCUGUGAUGUGAGCACCGAUUCAAUCGAUAAUAAGAUAUUAUUUCAGUUUAAAAAUGGAUUUUUUAACUUUGAUUUGAAUCAAAACCAUUACAUAAUCUCGUAUUGGACACCAUUGCGGACACUGAUCCAAACGAUGGACUACACCACAGAAGUGCCCAAACAGAUGACCAAAGUGGUGGACGAGAGCCAGAAAGUGGCCUAUUCUGCCACCACUCCCGUGGGCUUUGUCUUCUCCAAUCUGACCAACCUAUCCUUCAAACACCCGACCCUUGGUUUGUGUCAAAUCUAUUUGGACGGCACUAACGACGAGCUGAUCCAUUGGAAAGACAAACUCGAAUCCGAAUUACAAUACGGCUCCGACUCAUCCCAUCCCAGAGAGAAGUCUCUCGAAGACCACGAGCUGUCGUUUUUAGAGCACCAGAAGAAUAGUAUGAAACUAGUGUUUAAUCCACUGCUGAAGGAAUACCAAUCGAUGAUAUCAUUGGCGCGAACGGACGCCAACCGCAAGUUUAAAUGGGGCGGACUUUUCCUGCUGUCGGCCCAACUCGGGUUUGUGGCCCGACUCACAUGGUUUGAGUACUCAUGGGAUAUCAUGGAACCGAUCACUUGGAUGUUGACCUAUGCAAUGAUGGUCGGAACGUUUGCCUAUUAUAUCGUCACAUCUCAAGAAUAUUUGGUACCAUCUGUUGAGAGGAGACUAACGAUUAAUAAAUUCUGGAAAUUAGCCCAAAAGCAGAACUUCGAUGUGACACAAUUCAGGGCUUUGAGGCAACAAAUCAAACAAUUGGAUGAAAAGAUACUCCGACUCAAGACUUUGAAUUGAAUUUGUGUCGUUUUUUGGUUCAAUUUAUGCCCAAAUCACAGAAUCUAGUUAUGAGAUCAUUUAGAGUCCGAUAAACACUCACAACGGGACUCGUCAGUCAUUAUAUACUUUAUACACAUUUGAUGUGAUUUCUAUAAUCUAUACCAAAACUCG